Molecule: messenger RNA, 559 nt
Organism: Gryllus bimaculatus (two-spotted cricket)
Lineage: Eukaryota; Metazoa; Arthropoda; Insecta; Orthoptera; Gryllidae
Source: the annotation of a GenBank genome assembly
GCGCGUGCGUGGAUUACGAGGCCGGGCGGUCGUCGGCCCACUGCGCCCCUCCGGAAACGGAGCUCCGGGGAUGAUGGGAUGUACAUCUGCUGGACAAGAUGGAAAAGGAAUGACGAAAAAGAAGAAUGAGAAGAAAAAGAAGAAAGAGACGAAAAAGAAGAAAGAGAAGAAAAAGAAAAAAAAGACGGAAAAGAAGAAAGCUAAGGAAAAGGAGAAAGAGAAGAAGAAGAAGAAGAAGAAGAAGAAGAAGAAGAAGAAGAACCACGUCGGAUUCCUGCGGGGCGCUUCACCACAGCCCAUUACCCGCCGCGCGCUCGCCGCCCCGCGGCCACGCACGGGCUCCAGGCCGCCAUUGCACACGCCACCACCUCUGCCAACGACAUCAUCACCUAUUGACGCCAUCGCCACUGGUCGACACGGCAGCUGCCGACGGCAACGCCACCACCGCUGCCAGCAGCAACUACAAUCGCCAACGCCACUACCACCACCUCAUCCAAUCACCAUCCACAACCCAACCUUCACGAUAUUUAGUCCUGUGCUCCUCGACUUUCCUUUGUGA